This is a messenger RNA of Aricia agestis (brown argus), 1663 nucleotides long. It is a transcript of the gene Sgf29, whose product is annotated as SAGA-associated factor 29. The record is from RefSeq and is a predicted model, not a curated record. Gene Ontology annotation, cellular component: SAGA complex. The coding region runs from base 205 to 1092 and encodes 295 amino acids. The transcript has 8 exons. NCBI's taxonomy places the organism in Eukaryota, Metazoa, Arthropoda, Insecta, Lepidoptera, Lycaenidae.
UAUAAUUUUGUUUUAGAAUAUUAUUAUUUUGUUGGGUUUUAUCACUAGAAUUAAAAACAUUGAAGUAAAAACGUUUUGUGGUUACACAACACGAAAACCUUUUUAAGGCCUUUAUGGGUCAAGGCCUAGUUUUAGUUGUAUUGGGAUUUACUGCAAUAAGCUGGGUUUACGUGGUGUACCUGAGUUGUAGGAUCACUGAGCAUAAUGCCUCUGACGGCUGAUGUAGCAGCACAGCAAGUGCAGGAGCGUCUUAGAUCUUUGCACAGAUUGAUUUAUGAUAUCGAAGCUGAGAGAGGUCGCAAUGAACAGUGCAUUGAGGCCAUACUGCGAGCAGAAAAAGCUGCUGAGUCGUCACCAUCCGCUGAAGAUUCUUCAGCUACUUCUCAACAGCAAAUGCAGCUUAAGAACUUAUACAAGGCGGGACUGACAGCAGCUGAGCAGGAGGACAGGGUGCUGCGCAGUGCUCUGUCACGGAUAUAUGAGAUACGAGCUAUCAAGAAUGAAAGGAGGAUUCAGGCUCGACACGCCGGUAACAAAGAGACUAUCGGCUGCGGGGCUCUCAUGAAAAUGCUACUAAGUGCGGCCGCGACGCUGCCGCUACACGUGCGUCGCGCGGGCGAGCGCGCGCCCCCGCUGUGCGGCGCGGUGCCCGCCGACCCGCACCACGUGGCGCGCCCCGGAGACGCCGUAGCGGCUCUAGUGAGGGUGUCCGAUAAGGAGGAGAACUGGAUACUCGCUGAGGUGGUAUCCUGGCUCCCAGCACAAGGCAAAUAUGAAGUGGACGAUAUAGACGAGGAGCAGAAGAACAGGCACGUGCUCAGCAAACGCCGCGUGGUGCCCCUGCCGCUAAUGCGAGCCGACCCUCGCACCGACGAGGGCGCCCUCUUCCCUAAGGGCGCACUAGUUAUGGCCCUGUACCCGCAGACGACCUGCUUCUAUAGGGCCGUGGUGAACCGACUGCCGACUACCGCGGCGGACCCGUAUGAGGUUUUGUUUGAGGACUCGUCGUACGCGGACGGGUACUCGCCGCCCGAGCGUGUAGCACAACGAUACGUCAUCGCCAUCAAAGAGGGAAAGGGUCGCGGCACCUGACCCCAGUCCCGGUCGGCGCCGCCGUCCGCGCGCUGCUCGCCGCGCGACGACCGCCAGACGCCGCGCGCGACGCCGCACACGCUCCUAUAACUUGCCUUUCGCUUGGGCCAGGCCACAACCAGGUCGUAUCGCCAAACAACAUAGAGAAAUGUGAUGCGAUGUCGCAACGCAAAAAUUUCAUCAAAUACGACAUUAAUAUACAAUAAGGGUCAAUUUAUACUAGCGCAGAGUCGAAGCGCAUCGAAACGUCUUACCAAAAACUAGACAUACUCUGGAGUUAAGGUUGAAUUUGUUAUGUUUAAUUUUGGUGAGUCGCUUGGAUGCGAUUCGCCUCUGCGCUAGUAUAAACCUUCAAAUUAAACGUUUUAGACGCCGCAUUACUCUUUGCGAUGCGCUGUGGGCUGUGGCAUAGAAAAUUUCCACGAUGCGUUCUUCGGCGUCGUAGAUUUUUACGAUGCGACGCAUGGCAGUGUUGUGGCCUGGCCCUUUCGAAAAUCGAGUAUCAAAAGCUGCUUUUCAUCCACGAAUAAUGUUACAUAGUGAUAAAAAUGGAAAUAAAUGCAUAAUAAAU